This is a messenger RNA of Ostreococcus lucimarinus CCE9901, 1017 nucleotides long. RefSeq lists its product with no specific name. Gene Ontology annotation, molecular function: ferrous iron binding; peptidyl-proline dioxygenase activity; L-ascorbic acid binding. Bases 1 to 1017 code for a protein of 338 amino acids. Gene Ontology annotation, biological process: cellular response to hypoxia. The transcript has a single exon. Lineage: Eukaryota; Viridiplantae; Chlorophyta; Mamiellophyceae; Mamiellales; Bathycoccaceae. The record is from RefSeq and is a predicted model, not a curated record.
AUGGAGGCGCGAUUCGCGCGGCGCGUCGACGACGCGCUCGGCGCGCGGCUCGCGUCGCGCGGGUACGCGUGCGUCGAUGACUUUCUCGAGCGGGACACCGCGGACGCGAUGCGCCGCGAGCUCGAACGACUCGCGGACGCGCGCGAUGCGAACGAGACGGGGCGGGGAGGCGGGCGAAAGUAUUUACGACCGAAUCGCACCAAGUUCGGGGACGAACACUUGUUCGGGAAACCGAACAUUUACGAGUGCGACAUGCACGACGACGGGACGCUGGCGGAGACGAAGCGCGACGCGGCGUACGCGACGAUUUGGGAAUUCUUUCGCGCGACGGAGCGAGGCAUGGCGGAUGCGUUUCGAAGGGUGAUUCCAGAGAUCGCGCUGCGCGACGGUCCGGACUCGCGCACGGUGAAAUUGCAAGUGAACGAAGGACGCGGCGCGUGCUUCCCGUGGCACUACGACAACCCGGGCGCGCCGUCGAAUCGAGCGUUGACGUGUAUAUUAUAUCUCAAUCCCGAUUGGAAGCCGGGCGACGGGGGUGAAUUACGUCUUCAACCGUUUUGCGGCGUCGCGGCGACGAUUCAGCCGAAACAUAACCGAUUAGCCAUAUUUUUUAGCGACCGAACGCUGCAUCGAGUGACGCCGUCGACGGCGGCGAAAAGGUACGCCGUCACGGUUUGGCUCGACGCAGAUUUCGUCGACCCGCGCACGGGGGCAUCGACGAACGCGUCGGAGUUAAAUCUGAACGCACGAGAGGCGCUGAGUGAUAUAGCGAAGACGGCGAAAGAGUUGGCGCGAGGGAACGCGCAGCGCGCCUUGUCUCGCGCCGUGUACGCAGACGAGUACGAAGCCUCGCUCGUGGAGUGCAUGGGAAACGCGCGCGGGGCGGACGAGAUGCUCCAGGCGCACUACGAACACUGUAGAUCAGUGAAAAAGAACCACGCGUUGAAGACGCUCGUGGAUGCGCUGCGCGAUUAUCGUCGAGAAGUCGAAGCGAGCGCCGCCGAAGUCGAGCUUUAG